Messenger RNA from Solanum tuberosum (potato), 867 nucleotides. Its product is annotated as mitochondrial import receptor subunit TOM20-like. Gene Ontology annotation, molecular function: protein binding. The coding region runs from base 72 to 683 and encodes 203 amino acids. The record is from RefSeq and is a predicted model, not a curated record. Gene Ontology annotation, cellular component: mitochondrial outer membrane translocase complex. The transcript has 6 exons. Gene Ontology annotation, biological process: protein insertion into mitochondrial outer membrane. Lineage: Eukaryota; Viridiplantae; Streptophyta; Magnoliopsida; Solanales; Solanaceae.
ACCAUUUUUUAACUAGAACCCUAAAAUAGAAUUUAACUAGAACCCUAAAAUCGAAUCGAAGCACCUCAGCAAUGGAGAUGCAAAAGGAAUUCGAUCGUCUCCUCUUUUUCGAACGCGCUCGGAUGAGUGCUGAAACCUCCUAUGCUGAGAAUCCCCUUGAUGCUGAUAACUUGACGAGGUGGGCACGUGCAUUGCUGGAUCUAUCACAGUACCAGCAGGGAGCCGAAUCGAAACAAAUGAUUUCUGAUGCAACCUCAAAGUUGGAGGAGGCAUUGACUUUGAACCCUAAAAAGAAGCAUGAUGUGCUUUGGUGUUUGGGAAAUGCCCAUACUUCACAUGGUUUUUUAAUUCCUGAUAAUGAUGAAGCUGCUUUUUACUUUGAAAAAGCAGCUGAGUUCUUUCAGCAGGCACUUGAUGCGGAUCCCUCUAAUGACCUUUACCGCAAAUCUUUGGAACUUACUGCUAAGGCUCCAGAAUUGCACAUGGAAAUCCACAGACAUGGUCCCAUGCAACAAACUAUGGCAGCAGAACCUUCAACAUCGACAAGCACAAAGAGUUCAAAGAAGAAGAAGAGCAGUGAUCUCAAUUUUGAUAUUUUCGGAUGGGUCAUACUUGCCGUUGGCAUUGUUGCAUGGGUGGGAUUUGCAAAAUCCAAUCCACCACCACUACCACGUCCACAAUGAAACCCACAAUACAGCUUUACUGGUGAAGACACUCUAUUAGAGUUUUUCCUUUUGUAUAAACAGGGCGCUAGGCAUUUUAUACCUGUCAUAUAGCUAGUUACUGAAACUUUAAAACUUUCUGGUGAAAACUUUAAAGACUUUUUUUUCUGGUGUAAUAGAUCAAUCAAGACUGUUUUUCUUCUAA